AACCUUCAAAAGGUGGAAGAUAUGUUUUAGCCGAGUCGGGAGAGUCUACUUAAACCCUAGCCGCAUCACUUCGUUUUGUCCUUCUUCUAGUCUAAAACCCCAGAUCCUUCUACCUUCGACGGAGUCAGGGAGACUCUGCUUAAACCCUAGUCGCAGCUUUUUAUUUCUCCUUCUAUUCUAGAAUCCCAAAUCCAUCUGCCUUCUUCCAUUCUGCAGUCCGAGUUUCAUAGACCAGUUUAAAACUAGUCAGGUUAGUCAAGAUGGCGAUGUCUAGUAGAUUUGGGUCUCUUCUCAGGCAGAGCAUGUCACGAACUGUCCCAUCAAUUGGGCAGCUUCCAGUGACAUCUAUGAUGAGUGCUGUUCGUUUUGCUUCCACAAAGCUCUUCAUUGGAGGUCUUUCUUAUGGGACUGAUGACCAGUCUCUCAAAGAUGCAUUUUCCAGCUUUGGUGAUGUGACUGAAGCAAGAGUUAUUACGGACAGAGACACUGGGAGGUCAAGGGGAUUUGGAUUUGUCAACUUUACUGAUGGUGAAUCUGCCAACUCGGCGCUGUCCAUGGAUGGCCAGGAACUAAACGGACGGAACAUUCGUGUGAAUUUUGCUAACGAUAGACCCAGUGCACCGCGUGGCGGCGGUUUUGGCGGUGGCUUUGGUGGUGGUUAUGGUGCUGGUGGAGGUGGAGAUGGGUAUUAAGAGUUUGUCAGGCUGGGUACCAUUUUGGUCAUUUGAUUAGGUUUGGGUUUUUAUUUUGGACGGCUGUUUAUGCUUCGUUUUUUCAAUUGGUUGAACUGUGUAGCGUUUGGAUUAUACCAAGUCUAUAAUUGCAAGCUUUGACUCGGUUGUGUCAAA
Messenger RNA from Macadamia integrifolia, 848 nucleotides. RefSeq names its product glycine-rich RNA-binding protein 2, mitochondrial-like. Lineage: Eukaryota; Viridiplantae; Streptophyta; Magnoliopsida; Proteales; Proteaceae. Bases 261 to 692 code for a protein of 143 amino acids. The record is from RefSeq and is a predicted model, not a curated record. The transcript has 5 exons. Gene Ontology annotation, molecular function: RNA binding.